UGGGCAUAAAGAGCAUGGAGGUGGAAGACGACAGCUUUGUGGUGGAGACUGUAGAAAUUAUCAAGCGGCCGGGGCAAACGCUUGGAUUCUAUAUUCGCGAAGGAAAUGGGUUCGACCGUCCGGAUGGUGUGUUCAUUUCGCGCAUACAAAUGGGCACGGUGGCUCAGACCAAUGGGCUUCUACACGUCGGAGAUGAGAUCGUGACCGUGAACAAUGUCAAAGUGGGCAAUAUGUCGCUGGAUGAUGUGGUCAUCCUCAUGUCCAUUCCGAAGAAGUUGGUUCUUACCAUUAGGACUCGGAGGAACAGCAACAAGAAUAAGUCUUGCCCGACACUGCCAAUGGCAGAGAAGCCUGACCCGCCGGUUGUGGUGCUUAAAAAGGGUAGAUCUUCUUCCGCCUCGGCGCUGGAGAUGACGGAGAAGUGCCCGGAUCUUUACGAGCCGGGUCAAACUUACUCACAGUUCCCUCUGCAGGCGGCGGAUUACCUUCCGCGGCGCGAGGCAGGGCAAGAGCGUGCGGGUCAAGGAUCACGUUAUGCGAGUAUUUUCAUCUCGCCAGGGAGGGCUGAGGCGAAGCUGGUGAGCGAGGAUGGUGUCGAGAGCAGUAACUCUAGCGAGGGUUCUCUCCCCCGUAGUGUCGACUCUGCUAAGGAUAGGGCCUAUCUAGGGCAAGAAGUUGUCGAUUCUGGUCACGGGGGUUACAUGAGUGUGACAAACCCAAUCUACGACCACUUUCCUAGUGUGGGUGAUAUGGAGUUCAAGUCUCGGGUCGGAGAUAGUUUGGCUGGGAGAAAAACGGGAGCCAUGCCCAAAUCACCGUCCAAACAGAGCCCAUUGGGCAUAGUCUCGCAUAUACCAGGGUACCGUCCUCGUACGUCGACUGACGCAAGCCCCGCCUUCUCAGAACCACCCUACAUGAAUGUCGGAAUGCUGAGAGAAGGCCUCAUGCAGCAGCAACAACAGCAACACUACCCACAUCACCAUCCUUCCUCUCAUUACCAUUCUCAUCAUCACGCGUCCCACCCACAGCAGUACCAACUGCCUAGCGGAUACCCCACCCCGUCUGUAGCCCCGCCCUUCUCUCAGCAAUACCGCGGGGGCGUGACUUCUGCAUCUCAGGAGGAAAGACGACGUCAAGAGAGACUUCGCUCUCUUCUCAACUCAAAGUCCCGCUAUGGUCGGUUACUGCGAAGUCGCUCGCCAGAUUGCUACAACUCGGAUUCAGAAUUGAUCUUCACCCACCAGCAACCGAGCGAUGGUCGAGGGUUUGCAUCGGACUACGAGACAUAUGGGGGUGCGUUCAGCGACGAGGAGCCGGUGUAUUCCAUCCCGCGAAUUCCGGCCAGCUCGUCCACUGAACUGGAAAUGUUGCUGAAGAAGUUCACGACGCUCUCCCAAGAGCUGCAACAGGAGCAGAGCAAACUGCAACGACAGCUCAGCGGGCGGGAAGCGGGAGCGCGCCAGAUCCCGUUAUCCCGAGCAGACAGCCUGUCCGGGGACGAGUACGCGUCCCUGACCAGCCAAGGGUCGCCCCUCCCCAUCCGCCGCGCGGCUUCCACUCAAACGCCUGCUCUCCCACCGCGCCUAUCUCGCCACGCCUCCUCUGAGAACGCCCCUUUCUUGUACAGCUAUCAGCACGAAUCUCAUCCCGACCUCGCUGGCCGCGUAUUGGCCGGGGGCGGGGCUGUGGGCGGAGCGAGCGGAACUGUGGCGGGCGGGAUGCCUCUAUCUACCUCACAGACUUCGCUCCCUUUAGCUAAACACAGUGGUGAGACUUCCUCCUCUUCCAGAGCCACGGCCGGACGCUUGCGUGACCUUCACCUCAUGCGCAAACCAUUACACAUCCCAUACAGUGAGUUUGAGCCCUACAAAGCUGACAUGCGCAAACGCGUUGAAUUAGCGCGUGCAAACGGGCUGGACGGACUCCUCAGCGUUCAUAUCAUGUCCGGGCAGGGUCUGAAAUCUUCCAAAACGAGCCUGAGAGACCUUUACUGCGUCGUUGCUGUAGAUUCACUGAACAAAGCGCGCACAAUGAUCCGCACGGGGGCUAUCAACUUCGACUGGGAUGAAGCUUUCGACAUCGAGGUGGAGGACUCUAAGGAAGUUUCUUUCCUCAUCUACCAUUGGGAUCCUAACUAUAAGCAUAGGCUUUGCUUCCACGGGUCUGUUCUCCUACCGGGCUAUGUCCACGGGGGUCACAAACGAUACGUUGCCAUCAAACUAGAGCCAAAGGGAAUCUUAUUUGUGACUCUUCUGUACAAAGAGCCAGCCGUAUCGCUACAGCGCUUGCCCUCUCUCAAGAAAAACGCCAUGUUUGGAGUGGAACUGGAGGCCAUUAUUGCCAGGGAGAGUUCGGGCUUGAACGUGCCCCUUUUGGUACAUAAGUGUGUUCACGAGGUAGAGCGCCGAGGAUUGGAUACGGUAGGUAUCUACCGCCUGUGUGGCUCGGCUCGUCGCAAGGCUAUGUUGAGAGAAGCUUUUGAGAGCAACGCACAGGCUGUGGAUCUUUCUCCAGACAAUGUCUCCGACAUUCACGUCAUCACAGGCGUUCUCAAGGACUACUUGCGUGAGCUGCCGGAGCCAUUGUUCACGAACGCUCUCUACCAGAUGUUGCUGGAUGCCCUGAGUGUGAGAUUGCCCUGUGACCCUGAGGGCAGUGCCAAACUUAUGCUGAGUAUACUAGAGUGUCUGCCCUCUGCCAAUCAGGAUACGAUGGCUCUACUGCUGAACCACCUAAGGCGUGUGGCUUCUCACUGUGACAAGAACAAAAUGCCGAUCGACAAUCUGGCCAUCUGCUUCGGCCCUGUCUUGCUUUGCCCUGCCCCAAGCUCUACCCCUGACCCACUGCUCGAUUUUAGGAAACACAUUGAGGUCUUGCAUUAUCUGCUGGAAAUUUGGAGCUAUGAGGGAAGCACAAGCACUGGAUCCUCCAAGUCACCUACGGCUGAGACUGUGGUUUCUGUGGAAACAGUAGACUCCCCUCAACAAAGUUCCCAGCGGUCACUACAAACUGACCUCCAUUCUGGUCAAGCUGGUGCUGUGGACCUGGGCACUUCUGCUGUUGACCCAUGCUCCAGUGUGGAUAGGCAGACCCCCGGCCAAUGACGAUGGCCCACCCAUAGUUCCUCAUUAUUCAAUUCAGCACUAGUGUCCACUUCACCUCCGCACACUUACCACCAACACCUCCGAGUUACUCCGCCCAGAGCCCCCUGUCAGCGCACACACGGCCUGUCAUAGAACAAUAUUAUUAUAAUAAUACAAAACAUAUUUUGUUAUUAGCAAAUCAGACUUAUUCAUUUCUCCAUUUCAUUCUCGUUGUUAUUAUUAUUAUUAGUUUAGCAGCAUAUUUGUAAUUGUAUAGCAUCAUAUUAUUUGACACAUUCUUACACAACAAGAAGAGCAAGACAAAGGUGCUGUUCUGAAACAAUAAUCUUCAGGUACUUGACAUUUUUGUUGUUUGCACUCCAUUCGCCUGUCUCUCUGUUUCAAUUGUAUUUUUUCAUUUCAAGUAUUUAAACAUUGUCAGGAUACUCUGUAAGAUAUACAAAGGCUUGUUUCAAAAAGGAUUUUCCAGAAGAGUAGGCCAAGAACAUGAAAUGUGAGGCAUCAUGGUGAAAUUGAAGAAAAAGGCAAUUUUUCCACAGGUUUUGCAAAUUUUGUUUGAAUAUUUGUUUUUUGGCCCCAAACCUUUCAUGUCUUUUUAAAAACAUAUUUCUGUGUGCAUUUUACUGAAAAUCGUCGAUUAAAGGCACAAAAAAAAUGUAAAUUUUUAUUUCCGAAGGACUCUCAAGCUUUCGAAGUUAUAAAACUUUGGUGGCCAUUUUCUCGAUAAUUUUACCUCUGAAACCAGGUGACCUUCACCUUCUUCAAUCAGAAAUAUCUCGACUUCUAUUCCAAAUAGGUUGGUAUUUUUUUUCAUCAAAAGCAAGACAAAAGAGCAAACUUUAGCCAGCUCUUACACAUUUUUCUAGCUAGAAAGGAAGUGGAGGCUACAGCUUAGAGUCAAUGAUCCUUCGUCAGCCAGCUGUUAAAAUGUAGGUAGGCUUCAUGUACUAUAAUCCCAAAAUCAAAAUAAAAGAAAAAGAUUGCGAUGGCUCAAUUUAUAAUAUCAGUUGCAUGUGCUCAAGAAAUACUUUAUAGAAAUCCAAAUUCAAAACAUGGAAAAAAA
Molecule: messenger RNA, 4167 nt
Organism: Aplysia californica (California sea hare)
Lineage: Eukaryota; Metazoa; Mollusca; Gastropoda; Aplysiida; Aplysiidae
Exons: 5
Coding region: 15-3104 (1029 amino acids)
Biological process (GO): signal transduction
Molecular function (GO): protein binding
Source: RefSeq, a predicted model, not a curated record